This is a messenger RNA of Anopheles cruzii, 630 nucleotides long. RefSeq names its product fibrinogen-like protein A. The transcript has a single exon. The annotation marks the transcript as partial. NCBI's taxonomy places the organism in Eukaryota, Metazoa, Arthropoda, Insecta, Diptera, Culicidae. The record is from RefSeq and is a predicted model, not a curated record.
UAUCGCUCGUGCAGUGACAUUCGGAAUGCACAGUCUGGGGCAUAUAUUAUCCAGGCGAACAAUGAAAGUUACGCUUUUAUGGUGUACUGUCACCGCGAUAUGGAGGGUGGAGGCAUCUGGUUGGUGAUACAGCACCGAUUCGACGGAUCGCUAAACUUCUAUCGCAACUGGACCGAGUAUCGGAAUGGUUUUGGUGACAUUGAGAAGGAGUUCUGGAUAGGACUUGAACGACUACAUCAGCUGACAUCGGGGCGACCCCAUGAAUUGAUGGUUGAGCUGAGAGACUUUAAGGGGAAUUAUAAAUUUGCACUCUACGCAGCAUUCGAGAUUGGCAGUGAAGCCGAACAUUACAAUCUGAAAACACUUGGAGCUUACAAUGGAACUGCAAAGGAUUCUCUGUCAAGUCACAAGAAUAUGAAAUUCUCGACGUACGAUCGUGAUAAUGAUGUAUGGAAGGAAGUAAAUUGUGCUGUAAGAUUUGAGGGUGCCUGGUGGUACUACAACUGCUAUCGCACCAAUUUGAACGGGCCAUACAAGAAUAUAGUAGAUGGUAAAUCGAUGAACUGGUACGACUUCAGCAAUUCCCAUGAAGGACUGAGCUUUUCAAGAAUGAUGAUCCGACCAAAAUAA